AUGGUUGAAAAGAAUAGAAAAAUCCUUAGUGGCAUUGUAGAGACAAUUAUUCUCUGUGGGAAACAAAAUAUUGCCUUGCGUGGCCACGAGGAUGAUUUUGGCAAUUUUAGGGUGCUCUUACACUACCAGGCAAAGUACAACCAGGUUCUAUUUGAACACUUAAACACAUGCAAUCCUAGAACAAAGUAUACUUCCCCACAGAUUCAGAACGAGUUGAUAUCCAUCUGCGGUAAAAUCAUAACUGAUGACCUGGUUGCUGAGUGCAAUGAUGCAGGUGUGUUUGGAUUUAUGGCUGACGAAGCUACAGACGCCGCGACCAUGGAACAGAUGUCGCUGUGUGUUCGCUUCGUGGACAAGACGACGUCGACCGUUCGGGAGGAAUUUUUGGGGUUUUCGAGCACGACUAGUACAACAGGCGAGGUUCUGGCAAACGCAUUCAUUGAUAUCCUCACUAAACUAGGUGUACGCACUGAGAACAUGCGUGGACAGGGAUACUACGGGGCCAGUAAUAUGUCUGGGAUCCAUCGCGGAGUGCAGGCAAAAAUCCGACAAUUGAUACCAGAGACAGUGUAUACUCAUUGCAAGGCUCACUGUCUGAACCUAGCCAUAAUACACGCUUCGAAAGAAAGGUAUUCUAAGAACAUGAUGGAUACUGUCCAGCAGGUAGCCUUUGCCUUCAGCUACUCCGCCAAACGACUUCUGUUGUUCCAGGAGACUUUGGCCGACGACAAUAUUGUUGCGAGCUAA
Molecule: messenger RNA, 747 nt
Organism: Dreissena polymorpha
Lineage: Eukaryota; Metazoa; Mollusca; Bivalvia; Myida; Dreissenidae
Product: 52 kDa repressor of the inhibitor of the protein kinase-like
Exons: 2
Coding region: 1-747 (248 amino acids)
Source: RefSeq, a predicted model, not a curated record